AUGAAGCAGUGGGUCCAGCAGCUGUUCACGAAGCCGGCCAAAGAUCGCUCGUCCGAGACGCGCAUCAUCGAACUCAACGACCCACACGGCGGAACGCAGUACUGCGACAACCGCAUCUGCAGCUCGAAAUACAACAUUUUCACUUUCCUGCCGCUGAACUUGUAUGAGCAGUUCCACCGUCCCAUUAACAUCUACUUUCUGACUGUUGCCGCCCUGCAGUUUAUCCCGUCGGUGGCCCCUGUGAGCCCCUUGACCACCAUCUUCCCCAUCACCACCGCCUUCUUGAUUAACGCGGUGAAGGAGGGCGUCGAUGACCUGCGACGACAUCGCCAGGACGUUGAGGUGAAUGAGCGGCUUUACCAACGCGUGAGGCCCGGCACGCUGCAGCUGGAGGAGGUGGCCAGCGCGGACAUCCGCGUUGGCGACCUGCUGCUCCUGCACCCUUUUGAGGUGGUCCCCAGCGACGUUGUCGUUCUCUUGACGUCGCACGACGGCGGCGGCGCGUACAUCACGACCGAGUCGCUGGACGGCGAAACGGGAUCGAAGCAGCGCUUUGCCCUGCUCCACCACGUCUUCAAGUACACCUCGAAUACCCCCUCUCCCGUGGCGUCACUGCCGCACCCGUCUGGGCUGAACGGCGGGGCGUCACCCGACGCUGCUGUAGCCGCUGCCGCAACAAGUCACGCCACGUCGGCACUACCGGGCAAACCCACCGACAAUCCGCCGCGGGACGUGCGGAGCUGCUGCGCGACGGCAGAGGAGCACCAACUGCACUGCCUCCGCUACGCUCUCUCCACCCGCUUCGCGCUGAGCUCGGAAGGGCCGAACUCGCACCUGCACUCCUACCACGGCGCUGCAACGAUACGCGUGCCGCAGUCGUCGCCGGUGAGCUGGCGCGAUCGGACUCUCCCAGCCCCCAACGCGGACGCUGGUCAUCAUGACGGCUCUGUUGAUGCUUCCGUUGACGCCCUGCAUGUUGCUGACGGCGUAGACGCGGCGGAGAUCUCGCCCAUCGUGACGGUCUCACACAACUUAUCCCCCCUCCCCUCCGAAGCGGCGCUCGACGAGGGCUUUCCGCGACCGCUGCCGAUGCCGUUGAUGUCAUCGAUGACCCUUCGCCGCUCGGGGCACGCGUCGCCGACGAUGAUGGCAAACUCGCGCUGCAGCAACGACGAGCACAGCCGACUGCUGGCCGCGAAUAACUCGCCGGGCGAGGUCGCCCCCUCCACGUCGACGCGCUCUGCGUUUGACUCUGCCGCGCCGGUGGCGGACGCCGUAGAGUACUUCGACGGCCCGGAGCAGACCCUGUCGGUGAACAUCGACAACGUGAUUUACGCCUCCAGCCGCACCGGCAACACGCACUUCAUCAUCGCGCUUGUCGUCUUCACCGGGCGUGAGACGAAGACGAGCAUGACGCGCAACGUGCCGCCGACCAAGUGGGCCACCAUCGACCACCUCUUUAACUACCUGGCGAUGUUCAUCUUCGCGGUGCAGGUCGUCUUGGUCGCGACGUGCGCCUUCUUCUCCUGCACGCGGCUGCGGAAGCACGCCUCGCUCUGGUACCUCGGCGGCGACGCCGACCCGGUGGACUUCAGCGAGUACUUCCCGAUCCUGCCACUGCGCUAUCUCAUGAUGCUCUCCCCGAUGGUGCCGCUGUCCUUCAAGGUCAUGGUGGAAAUAUCGAAGGCCUACGUCAGCUACGUCAUCCGGUGGGACGAGGACAUCAAGACAAGUGAGGAGUCCGCGUCCGUCAACAACUCCGCCCUCGCCGAGGAGCUGGGACAGGUAGAGUACGUGCUGUCCGACAAGACGGGCACGCUGACGGCGAACACCAUGACGUUUAGCGCGUUGGCCACGGCGACGGACGCGGUCUUCUCGAGCACCUACGACUCCGUCGGCGCCGGUAGCGGUGGCGGAGGCAGUGACGACGAGCAGCCGCUGUGUGAGGUUGGAAAAACAAUCAAGGCUGGCCUCGCCGCCGGGUGCGUGGAGGAUUACUAUCUAAUGCUGACAAUGGUGUUCUGCAACACUAUCGAGCGCACGCUGUCGCCACGCUUCAGCGGUGCGGGUGGCGUCCACACUCGCAGCAGCAGCUACGGCAGCGCCACCCGCUCGACCGCCUCGGAGGCGGCGUCGCCGUCGCCGAGUCGGUGGAUGUCCGCCUCCCCGGACGAGGUGGCUCUCGUCGACGGCGCGGAUCAGUGCGGCUUUCCGCUGCGCCACCGCAGCCGCAGCCACGCGACGGUGGCCCUGUGGGGUGACUCGGGGACGUCGCUGGAGGUGGAGCUGGUCUACACCCUUCCAUUCAGCUCCGAUCGUGGAAUGAUGAGCGUGCUGCUGCGCUGCCCGGAUGUGCCUGGAAUGGCGUUCAACGCGGCGCGUUCUACCGGCAAAGGAAGCGCGUCGUCUGGAUUCACGUACGUGUUGCUGAUCAAAGGCGCAGAUGAAAAGGUGUUGCCGCGCUGCACGGACAAAUACAGCAGCACGCACCUGGAGGACAUUACGAACCGACUGGCGCGCUUCUCCCGCCGCGGCCUGCGCACGCUCGUGUACGGCUACCGCUUUCUGUCAGAGGAGGAAGCGAAGGAGGCGCUGCGCCGUUUCGAGACGGUGAAGACAAGUUUUGCUGCCGCCGCCACCCGCGAGGCCGAGCUGCAGCGCAUCUACGCCCUCCUCGAGCACGACUUCACCUACUGCGGCAUCACUGCCGUGAAGGACGAGUUGCAGGAGGGCGUCGCGCAGACGCUGGCCCAGCUGCGCCACGCGAACAUUCGCGUCUGGAUGCUGACGGGCGACAAGACGGAGACGGCGAAGCAGACGGCGGUGGCCUGCGGGCUGCUGACCUCCGAGGACCGCGUCGUCACGUUGACCCCGCCGAAUGAGGACCUCCUCACCGCGACGGAGCACCUUGCCUACGUGUCGGUGCGGCUCGGGGAAAUAAUGCAGCUGCUCGCCGAGGAGGGCACGCAGGACCGCAAGACGGUGACGCGGUGGCAGAAGCUGAAGGAGUGGUCGCGGCGCUUCUUUUGGCGGUCGUCGGGGUUGUGCGACUUCGUGCACGAGUUCACGCGGCCCGCGACGUGCGAGCGGAUUCGGCCGGUCGACCACCCUCUUGUCACGCAGCCCCUCAGCCUGAUUGAGGCGCAGAGUGGUCCGGUGAGCAAAGUGGUGCUGGACGCGGUGCCAGCCGUGUGCGGCGCCGUGCGUCGUCGUCCCGGCCUGUACUUCGGCUCUGCUUUCACGGCGUCGGGGAACUACAACACGUGCGGGCUGAAGCGGGGGUACUGCGUUGCCCUGUCGGGCAAGACGCUGCGACUCCUCGAAGCCGAGGACGUCGCUUCCCACGGGCACAGCGCGGUCGUGCGUCUCUUCCGCGGCUGCCUGCUGCAGGCCCGCUCCGUCGUCUGCAGCCGCACGGCGCCGUCGCUAAAGUCGUACGUCGUGGACUUGGUGAAGCGCUCGGGCCACAUCACCCUGGCCAUCGGCGACGGCGGCAACGAUGUGCCGAUGCUGCAGGCGGCACACGUCGGUGUGGGCAUCAAAGGCCUCGAGGGCAGCCAGGCGAAGCUGGCGUCGGACUUCGCCAUUGGGCAGUUCCGCUUCUUAUCGAAGCUCAUUCUGGUCCACGGGCACACGGCGUAUCAGCGGACGGCGAUGAUCGUGCAGCAGAGCUUCUGGAAGACGGUCCUCAUUGCGUGGGUGCAGGUGCUGUACAACAUCUCCACCGACUUCUCGGGGGUGUCGUACUGGGACUCGCUGAGCCUCACCCUGUACAACGCGAUCCCCACCGUACCGGUAACGUUCCUGUGCGUCAUGGACAUGCCGCUCUCGCAGUGGAUUCUGCGCACGACGCCGCAGCUGUACAGCAUGUCGCAACGCGGUCGCUACAUGAGCGCCACCACCUUCUACGGCUACAUUGCCCGCGCAUUUCUGCAUGGGACAAUGGUCUACUACCUGUCCAUGGGCCUGCAGAGCGGCAGCGGUGCGUUGGUCUCGAAUGGGUGGGUGCUGGACCGCGGCGGCGACUUCUACGCCGUCUACAUCGCCGUCGUCACGAUACACACGUAUACGGUGUGCACCGAGUCGCAUGCCAUCACCAUCGCCCACUGGAACUGCUUUCUCUUUUCCGUGUACUCGUGCUUUAUCAGCUUUUGGAUUUACGCGCGGGUGCCAACGUCGCCGAACGGCACGUUCUCGGUGCUGCUCACGAGCCCAUCCUUCUACCUCGCCUACGUCGGCCUUACGGUGGCCGUGUGCGCUUCGCUCGCCAUUUACGCGAUGGCGAAGGUGAUGUGGUUCCCUGACGCGCUGCAGUUCCAGCGGCUGCUGAUGGUGCACCUUGGCGAGCGGAGCUGGCUGCGGCGCAGUGUGCCGGUGCGGGUGCUUCGCACCUUUUUCCAGGACGACAAUCCAUCGCACUUUUGGAAGUCGAUCUCGCCGUACCACGCGCUGAAGUACUACCCGCCCCCCAAGCUGAGCUUCUUCGUCAACGAGGACGUGGGCGAAGACGAGGCAUAG
Messenger RNA from Leptomonas pyrrhocoris, 4518 nucleotides. Its product is annotated as phospholipid-transporting ATPase-like protein. The transcript has a single exon. The record is from RefSeq and is a predicted model, not a curated record. The coding region runs from base 1 to 4518 and encodes 1505 amino acids. Gene Ontology annotation, biological process: phospholipid translocation. Lineage: Eukaryota; Euglenozoa; Kinetoplastea; Trypanosomatida; Trypanosomatidae. Gene Ontology annotation, molecular function: ATP binding; ATPase-coupled intramembrane lipid carrier activity; ATP hydrolysis activity. Gene Ontology annotation, cellular component: plasma membrane.